AUGGGCGGGGCCUGUUCGCUUGGGCUGAAAGACCGGAGCUUGGCGGGAACCUCGGACAGAUCCCCUCAGCGCCCUGCCAUGUCGCUCACGCGCCUCACGCCGCCCGUGGCGGCGCUCAGGGGGGCGCCCCCCGGCUCCCCGCCUCCCCCAGACCCCGCUCCCCAGCCCCCCAGCAGCAAGCGGCUCCGCGUGGAGGAGCCCGGCGGGGUCCCCGGGGCGGGGUGGCGGCUGCCCCUGGUGCCCCGCCUGUCGGAGGCGGAGAAAGCAUGGGCGCUGCCGCCCAAGCCCUUCAGGGCGCCGCUCCUGCCCGCUGACGUGAUGCUGGGGAGCCCCGCAGACCCACGAGGGGAGACACCCGCCCGGGGGGAGCAGACAGGAAACCCGGGACGCCCAGAGAGCGGGUCCGAGAGGAAUCCCUGUCUGCCGUCUCCCCCCUCAGGAAGUCUGGAUUCCGGUGCGAGGGCUUCCAGAAGGUUCUCUGGAGCAGGGCCCUGUGACAGGGACGGUGUCCUUGUGGUCUGUGGUGACAGAUCCCCAGCUGAGGCGGGGCAGCAUCGGCCCGACUUGUCCCUCCAUGACAUACAGGGACCCGAAAGCGAGGCUGGGAGGCAGGGUUUGGUCCCGGGGAGAGGCAGCGGGCAGGGGGACAGUAACAGUCCUGGGAAACCCACAGGAAAUCUGUCCCGGGACCUUCCCUUUUCCCAGGAAACGAAACCAACAUCCCAUGAAGUCCAGGACAGAUGGAAAGCUGGCAGCGUGACACGGUCAAACGAAAAGGAAAGGAACAUUCCAGCAUCUUUGCUAAAAAUGCCAAAAUCUCAAAACCUGCCUGGCACGAACAUUGGCAAACCUGAGUUUUUCCGAGAUAGCAGCCCCAGACACCUCCCUGAGUUUCCAGUUGACUUACAGAGCAAACCGUCCCCUGUCUAUGUAAAGGAAAGAGCAAGGAAAAAGAGCAUAAAAAAUGAGACAUAUGUUACCGGGCCCACAGACAGUUACUGGCCCCAGAAUAGACAGGCUGGUAAGAGGCGUAAGUUACUGGGCGAUAAACAAACUGUGGGCGCAGAAGAGAGGUUUCCUGGAUGUUGUGAAAGGAAGGACCAAUUGGCCAGUAACCAAAGGAUCACUUCUGAUGGGAGAGAUCCUGAUAGGAAUUUUGCUAUAACACUGCAAAAUGCAAAUUGGGAAGAAGCGGAAACAUGCUUGGACUGUUGCAUGUCCACCAGAUUAGAAAAGUGUCAAAGCGAGAACUAUAACAUUAGACAUAUUUUGAGAAAAAAUAGGGAGAACAGCUGGGUUAUGCAUAAGUACCAAACUAAAUGUGAAAAUAAGAAGAAAAUUGGAGGAAACUGGAAUUUGGUGCAAUUACCAGAUACAGCUCUUUUAAGCCAAGAAGACUAUUAUAAUCUAAAAGCCAUGAAUACAUAUGAAGAACGACCAAAGCUUCUCAUGAUAGGAACACUGGGUAGUCAAAAAGCUUUAAUACAUUUUGUUUGGUUAAGUGGUAAAGGAGAAAACAAUAAUAUGCUACAGUUGCCAUCUCCAUAUUAUACUUCACAAAGAGACUUUUAUUUAAGCAAUGUUUUUGUGAAUUUCAUUACAGAAGGGUUUUACUUCCAUAAAAGUAUUUCAGCAAAAGAAGCAGAUAAUAGUAUUUUAGCCUGGCAUGAGGUUUUGAAGUGUCUAAAGCAAACUGAUGUUCAUAAUCUAAUAAUUAGGAAUAUAAAUGUCAAUAGAAGAAAUAACAUUUAUUUACAAACCGGUGUUUCAAAGCCUCUGCAUAUCAUAUUACAAGCCAACAUAACUUCUUUGCUCAAUAACUUUGACUCUUUAACUGGAACUGAAAAUGAUUCUAAAUUAGAAGAGGGAUGUGUUUUCAAAUGGAUAAUGUGUUUGAAUUAUCCAAAAAAUAUUAUGGUAGAAAAUCAUAUUGUACAUCUAGGAAAGACUUUAACUUUUUCAAUACCAUUAGGAGAUAAUAUGAAACCUAUGUUAGAGAAGAAAAGGUUUUUUAAAACUGAAAAAGUUUUCAAAGAGUUUAAAAAACAACCCAUCAAUUUCUUUAGUAUGACAAUUAAAAAUGUAGUUUUAAUGGACUUUGAUCACAGGGAUGAAAUUAGUUACAAGAGUAAGACUUGUCCCGAACAGGAAAUAAAUGUGAAAAAUUUGGCUCAUUAUAGUACAAAUACUGUGAAAAUGCAUGUUAAUUCUCUUCCUCAACUCAUACAGAACAAUUAUGAAUAUAUUAAUGAAAACUUUCAUGAAAUAAAUAUGCACAAUGAAAAUUUAGAUACUGAAAGAAAACAAAAGCAUAGCAAGAUUAGUAGCUUUAAUUGUAAGUGCAUUGUUGAAGAUAUCGUCAAUGUUAGGCAACAAGCCAUACCAGCAAGCCACUACACAAAACAUACUGAACAAACCAAUCCCAAGAUUUCAACUCAAGUUCAAAAUUUUGGGAGCUUGCUAAAAAGUGAAAUUGAAACAAAAAGAAAUAACUCAAUUUUAAAGGAGAAAAGAAAUGUCAUAGCACAAAGUUUAACAUACGGUCACCAAGUUCAUAAAAAUAUUAAGAUUGAAAAGGAAGAGAAAAAUAGGUUUUAUUUAAUGGAUGGCAUUUUUUCUGUGCAACCAGUUUCCUUAAUGAGUAGGAAAGACAAUGUGGAAGGGACUAAAUAUGUUAAUCAACAUAAUCUUGCUGACAAAAAGGAAUAUGAGAGAAUUUUGCAAGAAAGUGAGUUAGCUAAUUUAAAGCAUUUUUAUCCAAAGAAUGAGUCUCCAGAAUGUGUUAAACAUCAAUUGGAAGCUGAUCUGAGUGUAGGGAACAAUGAAUGUUUUCAGGAUUUGACUGCCAAGUGUUUACCAACAGAAGUUAUGACAAUAGCCAAAGAUUUUGAGAUGAAAAGUAAAUUUGAUUUAGUUCUUGAAGAACUUCAUAUGUUUCACAAAAUCAGCAAGGAAAAUGAAAUUCCUAGCACCGUGGAAACAAACAAUAGGCAAGAAAAUUACUUUAGAGAAAAUAAUGCUGUGGAGGCGGUAAAAGCAAAGAUAAAAAAAGAUUUGAAAAUAGGUAAAGUCAACAAAAUCUGUGCAUCUUCGCUCUGUGAUGCUAACGCAGGUCCUAAUAAGCAUAAAAGACACCAAAGUUUAUUUAACUGGGAAACAGUACAAAGAAACAGAGAACAGGAAGUUCCUAAUGGACAUUCCUAUUUAAGAACAUCAGAGGAAGAAGUACUCUAUUCAACUUCUGAGGAAGAUUGUGAGAAACUCUCACCCAAAAGAUCUACGUUUUCCUCUGAUGAAUUUAAGGAAGAAAGAAUUAAUUAUAUAGUGAAGGGAGGUAGUAAUUUUUCAAAUGGAAUUUCAAGAGUACUACCUAUUAAGACAUGCACUCGUCCAAUCAGAGUUGGUUUGUCAAGAAAAGCCAAACUUAAACAACUUCAUCCCUACUUAAAGUAAAUAUGUUAUGAGGACUUAAAAGAAGAUAUUGGACUUUGAUAUUUCAAAAAAUUUCAUGACAACUAUUUAUUGUUUAUUUCUUUCUUUUGCUAAAUGCUUUUCUGUCACCUUGGAUGGUUAGGAGUUUUCUUUAUUAAGAAUGGAGAGGGUGUGUGUGUGUGUGUGUGUGUGUGUGAGUGUGUGAAUUAUCUAAUUACCUUUAAACACUAUAUUUUAUUGAUAUUUUUAUGGUAUUAGCAAUAUACAGAUUAAAAGUUUUUGUGAUCUUAUAAAACAUGUCAAGUUAUUUCUCAUAAUAUAUGCAUAUAUAUAAAAAUGCUUUUGUGGCUAAGACUGGUAGCCUUUAUAGGUUUCUCUAAAAGAUCUGUGACUCUUCAAAAGGCAACAAACCCUAUCUGCUUCUUUUUAAAAAGCCAACAUGCCUAUGCUUCAUAAGUGUUCUGUAUUUGAAGUGUAGUGGAAUCUUUGCUGUUUAUCAGAUGUAAUGUUUUUUUCCCUUAUAAACAGGUGUGUGUGUGUGUGUGUGUGUGUGUGUGUGUGCGCGCGCACUGAAAUUUUGAAUCAGCAACAGAGUGAGUGAAUUUUAAUAUGUAUUCACUGCUGGUUGUUAAAAAGGAAAAUCUUCCCUAUGAAAUUAUUGUGAACACUUUGCUUUGUGAUCACUUCAACAUUUUUGGGGGCUGGGACAAGGAGGAAAAGUAACAAUAGUCCACAUGUCCCUGGCAUCUAUUCAGAGCAGUGUGAACAAUUAAAUGAUCUUUUGUAAGAAAUGUUUUAUGAUUAAAAAAAAUAAAUUCCAUGAACUUAUUUUUAGUGGUCAUUUUUUCAAAAGAUGGUCAUUUUUCUAAUGGCUGAAUCCCCUAACCUGUCUUAUACUUAAUACUGGCUUUUAAUUUCAGCUCCUCUGUUGAAAAUAAAUGUAUCUCUUCCUUGACUUAGGCAAAAACCUUUUGGUAAAUUCAGUUCAGUUCUAGAGAUUUUUAAAAAAAGGUAUUUUAUUGAUUUUUGAGGGAGAGAAA
Molecule: messenger RNA, 4472 nt
Organism: Pipistrellus kuhlii (Kuhl's pipistrelle)
Lineage: Eukaryota; Metazoa; Chordata; Mammalia; Chiroptera; Vespertilionidae
Gene: RAD51AP2
Product: RAD51 associated protein 2
Exons: 3
Source: RefSeq, a predicted model, not a curated record